Ylistrum balloti is the source of this 960-nucleotide messenger RNA. RefSeq names its product LIM homeobox transcription factor 1-beta.1-like. Bases 1 to 960 code for a protein of 319 amino acids. Gene Ontology annotation, molecular function: DNA-binding transcription factor activity, RNA polymerase II-specific; RNA polymerase II transcription regulatory region sequence-specific DNA binding. Gene Ontology annotation, biological process: neuron differentiation; regulation of transcription by RNA polymerase II. Lineage: Eukaryota; Metazoa; Mollusca; Bivalvia; Pectinida; Pectinidae. The record is from RefSeq and is a predicted model, not a curated record. The transcript has 6 exons. Gene Ontology annotation, cellular component: nucleus.
AUGCCGACCUUAGACAUGGAACAGUGUGCAGGAUGUCAACACCCGAUAGAGGACAGAUUUUUACUGAAGGUUCAGGAUCAUUUUUGGCACGAAACGUGUCUACUUUGCGCCAUAUGUCGACUUCCUCUCUCUGGAUCGUGCUUUGUCAAGGACCAGCAACUUUACUGUAAACAGGACUACGAUAAGCUGUUCCGGGGGCGCUGUAAUGGGUGUGGCUACAACAUCUCAUCGGAGGAGUUGGUAAUGAAGGCGUUAGGCAGCGUAUACCACCUCCACUGCUUUCGGUGUAUAGAAUGUCGACAGAUCUUACAACGAGGGGACCAAUUCGUCAUCAAAGAUGGUCAGCUCUUCUGUCGAUUUGACUUCGACAAAGAGUUCAGUGUCCUAUCAUACAGUCCUAAAGAUGCGAUGGAUGACGACAGCGAUAGUUAUGAAGACAUGGAUACCGACAAUGAGAGACAUACAAAGCGGCCACGGACGAUACUGACGACGAGUCAACGUCGCAAGUUCAAGGCCGCAUUCGAGAUUAACCCAAAACCUUGUAGAAAGAUACGAGAACAACUAGCUGCUGAGGCUGGACUUACUGUGAGGGUUGUUCAGGUGUGGUUUCAGAACCAGCGAGCUAAGGUGAAAAAAAUGUCACGACGACAAAGCCCGGACUCGUGCAGUAAAGAGCGGAAACGGAAGGGGAAGAACUCUGAUAUAGAUCAAGAUCGAUUUCCGGUCCAAGAGGGCGAUGAGAACAGAAAAAUGUUUUCCGCUGACAUGGAAGGUGCCGUGUUUCCUGUCGUGGACGGAUCCAAUAUAUUCAUGGAUAUGCCGACAUCUUCGGACGAUUCAGCUGGCUCACCGGAACAAAAAUCACAGGAGGGCGCGCAGGAUGGAAUGAAAAAUGGAUGCGUUACCAAUCAUAUUAACAAACUGUAUUCAAUGCAGACGUCGUAUUUCUGUGCGGAGUGA